AGCAGAAGCAGGCGGUGGGAGGUGUUGGGCGUCGUUGGGCGGUGUUGGGCGUUGCUGGGCGGUCGCGUGGUGCCGACGCGCGCCGACGACAGAAGCGUUCCUCUCGCGCCGCGGUCUGCGCGCGCGCACCGCCUGAUUAACGCGCGGGAAAACUUGAUUUAUAACGUCGCGUUGAAAAAAUAAAUCGACGGGCGACCGGGACACGUGAUGGAGGGCCAGGAGUGGCGGGACGAGUGGCACCAGCCACGUCUCAUGGAUGGUGGUUUAUCAAGUAAUCACUGUCCACGCGCAGUAUUCCUUCAGCAGUCCAUCGCGGAGCGCGUCGGACGAGACCCUGAACAGAUACCGACUCUACCUCUACACCACACAAUUGGAGACAAUGCGGUAUGCGGUCGCAGCACAUACUCACCACUGCAGGCGCUCAGCGAGAGCACAUGUCGUGAUCACGCUGCGCAGCCCGCGCCCCAACACCCGCCCAUACAGCAGCCUCCACGGCUACAGGUGACAUCACAGAAUGUGACCCUGCACCCGGCGGUCGCGCGCUGCUCUGCGACCCUUGAGCUAGCGGCUCUCUGGCGCAGCUUCCACGAGCUGGGCACGGAGAUGAUAGUGACGAAGGCCGGCCGCCGCAUGUUCCCGGCGCUACAGGCGCGCCUCGCGGGACUCCUUCCCACAGCCGACUACCUGUUGCUGGUUGACUUCGUGCCACUUGAUGAUAAGAGAUACAGAUACGCCUUCCACAGCUCGAGCUGGGUGGUGGCGGGCAAGGCGGACCCUGUGUCUCCGCCGCGCAUCCACGUGCACCCUGACUCACCAGCUGCUGGCGCACACUGGAUGCGUCAGCUCGUCUCCUUCGACAAACUCAAGCUCACCAACAAUCAGCUCGACGACAACGGACAUAUAAUCCUGAACUCGAUGCACCGCUACCAGCCGCGCCUGCACGUGGUGUACUUGCCGGCAGAGGGCGCGCGGCCCGCCUCCGCCUCCGCCUCCGCCUCCGCCACCUCCCCCUCCACAGUCCCAUACCGCACGUUCGUCUUCCCGGAGACAGGCUUCACCGCUGUUACCGCCUACCAGAACCACCGGAUAACACAAUUGAAAAUAGCAAGCAAUCCUUUCGCUAAAGGAUUCAGAGACUGUGAUCCUGACGACUGCCCACCGGAACAAAGCCAGCAGAGAGCGGUGACGCGACGGCGCGAGGCGGCUGCUCCUGAGCCCUGCCCCGCGCUGGCGCAGCCAUACGCCGCUGAGCCUAGCGCGUGCGGACCUCUCUAUGCGCACGCGCAUACCGUGCGAUAUCAACCACACGCGGGACCAAACACAACAUACAGCGCAUACUAUGCCCACAGAUAGUGCGUAUACCAAAGGAGUUUGUGAUAUAGUAUAUUUAUAUAAAAUAUCAACCAGUAGGUAUUGUAAGGAAGGUUGUAGAAAAAGAGUGAGAGGAUCCGUUUAGAUGUAAAGAAAUUCAACACGGAGUGAUAGAAAGAAAUACGAAUUUCCAUACGUAGAAACUUUUUGUCAUAUUCACGUAUUGCGACAAAUUUAUCUAACCUGGUGAAACUAAAGCUCUUAGACGCCCUCUAUCAAAACUGUGCCUCAAGAUCCAUGACAGAAACUGUUAUAUCUGUCAUUUAUAUGCCUAAUUGUCGCAUUCAGAGGCUCGCAUGGUAACUACGAGAGUCUACAUUUUCUGCCAGAAUUAAACUCGCUGUCAGUACGUCUCUUAGCGGGCAGAUAACUUUGUGGAAUUAAACGCAUAAUUGGAAAUCGUAUAAAGCAGUGACUUCAUCUUGGACAGUUAAGUACAGAAAGAUAAAAAAUACGUCGAUUUUUUAAUGUAAAAUCGCGGUAAUUUUGUCUCCGUGUUCAUUGACCACGAUGUGUAAAAACACAACGAAUUAGAAAGUAUUUCAUCGAAAAUUAAAACGAUAUAUGAAGUUACCAACUUAUCUUCUCUCUCGCUCUACUAUCAAUGACGUCACUAUGACGACACAAAUGUAUUAGUUUCUAUUA
Molecule: messenger RNA, 2016 nt
Organism: Papilio machaon (common yellow swallowtail)
Lineage: Eukaryota; Metazoa; Arthropoda; Insecta; Lepidoptera; Papilionidae
Product: T-box transcription factor TBX1
Exons: 9
Coding region: 208-1353 (381 amino acids)
Biological process (GO): cell fate specification; regulation of transcription by RNA polymerase II; positive regulation of DNA-templated transcription
Cellular component (GO): nucleus
Molecular function (GO): DNA-binding transcription factor activity, RNA polymerase II-specific; RNA polymerase II cis-regulatory region sequence-specific DNA binding
Source: RefSeq, a predicted model, not a curated record